ACAGUGCGGAAGUGUUUCUCUCUCAAGAUCGCCCAGAACGUCGGAGAGAAAUGUUAGGUUGACUCGAGGGCGUAAACCUGUUGUGUUGCCGUUCUAAUUCAAAUGUGAGGACGUGUGUAGACUACUGAUAUGGUUACACCAGUCGCGAUAUAGUCACGGAGUUGACAACACAACCACAUUGCUUCAGGCCACCCGGAUCUAGGACGGAGAACCAGCCCAGUUCUCUGAAAAUCCAGCGCACAACAAGGCUGUCAACUUUGACAACGUACCUUCGAGUGGCCAGGUAUGCAACGAGGUGUUUAAGGAAUCCCUUUGAAGACAGCAAUACGCCUUAAUUUUGCCUGCGCCAACUGGUGAUUCCAAGCUCAUUUGGUUUAAUUCUACUAAAUGGUUGGAAGGUAGAAGAACGCCUCUGGGUUCUAUCGUCUACCUGAGAGUAAGACGUCGGUGGAUUUUCACUCGCUAUUAAAUGAGUCGGCCCGAGCGUUGGCCUAUACGUAUACGGAUAACAACGGCAUCGGCCUACAAGCGACGACCGACGGCUGUCGACACAACACAGGGCGGUGCGGAGCCCGCGCCGUGGAAUGUGGACGGACCGGGAGGGACCAGGGGAAUGCACGGGGCAAGCAAGCAGGACGGCCGAGCCGGAACCGACAUGUCAGGCGAGGGGAAGGGCGGGAGGGGAGAACCACAGAACACCGAAGACAUGGUGCUCACGGCUAUGGUGCGGGUGCUGGAAGAAGCAAUCCAGUCACUUGAUACCCUGAACGACCAGAUUGUCCAGUUCAUCUUCACGCCAAAGUCGUCUGAGUGCGAUGGGGAGGGGGACGCCAUGUCACCGAAGGAGCGCGACACGCUCAAGGCCUCCAUGGCGCUCAUGCGCAGACUCCUGGUUGAUGCACAGGCGAAGUUUAGAAAAAUGGUUGACGACAACAAGCAGCUUGCGUCCAGAAUCGACGGGUCCAUCCAGUCAGCCAACCAAGAGGUCAACGCCCUCCGCGCUGAGCUGGCCGACACCAACAAGAGGCUAACCGAACUGAGCUGCAGGACAGAAAAUAACCACAUCGACAACGAUGAAUGGAGAUCUUGGGAUACAAAGAAAGAUGAUCCCUCAGAACAAAGCCUGCGGCAGAAGGAACAGGAGGUUUCCAACUUAAGGGAGGCAAAAGUGCGUCUUGAAGAAGACAACCGCAGCCUCUUGAAGGAGCUGGAGGAGCUGAGGUCACAGAAAACCAUUGAGAGCCAGUCUGGCCCUGCCGUGUCUGAACUUAAAGUACAGCUGACACAGACAGAACAUGAGCUGGCCAGGGCAAAGGAAGCUCUUGCAGCAAUGAAAGCGGACAGGAAGAGAUUGAAGGCAGAAAAAGUGGACCUGUUAAACCAGAUGAAGCAACUGUAUGGAACACUGGAGGACAAAGAGGAUGAACUCAGGGAGUUCAUACGCAACUAUGAGAUGAGGAUGAGGGAAAGUGAUGAAAGCAUCAAACAGCUGAUCCUGGAGAAGGAAGGUUCAGAGAAGGAGAAGUGGGAGAUCCUUAAGAAGGCCCGAGACUCGGCCGAGAGGUCAGUCUUCCUCCGGCAGCAGCUGGACCAGAAGGAAGGACUCAUCAAGAAACUGGAGACAGAACUGUCACAGACGAGACUCCAGCUUGAACAGAACCAGCAGCACCAGAGACUGAGUAUAGCUGAGUCCUCCCCGCGGCCGGAGACAUUAGGAGAGGCCAGCCCACUACCUGCUGAAGAUAACCACAUCUCAGAUGACCUGCAGUUAUCUCUCCAUGUCGGCGAUUCUCUGACACCAAGCGGCUCCAUGGACAUGCAGUUACACGCAUCGGACGGUGAUUUCCCCACCCCCCGGGGCUCCAUGGAGCUGCACACCCCCACCCCUGCAGAACCUACCCCCAGGGGGUCAGUAGAGAUCAGUCCUCAGAGUGUGGACGAGUCAAAAACUUCAGUGGAGUUCUACACGCCUGAAGUGUCACUGUCAGACAGUGUCCAAGAUGUGACACAAUCACCGAUUCAACAACAUUCUACCCCUAUAUCAGAAUCUGCACCUUCAUCAUGUAACCUCCAGGAAACUCCCGUGUCUGAGGAGGGUCUGUCCUCCAACCCCCCCAGUGUUGCCAGCACCUCCAGAUACUCCCCUGUUCAUAUACCAGACGACUCCAAGUCAGACGGAUACAACUCCAGUAGAGAUAGCGGCCUGGGAGGGGCCAAGAAGAAGAAGAGCACCAAAAAGUUUGGGUCUCUUUCUAAGGUCUUCGGAAGAAACAAGCAUCGCAAGUCUUUAGACCCAAGCUUGUUAGAAGAAGUAGAGACCCAGAGCGGCAGUUACACCCUGCCGACACGCGGCACCCUGCACCACAGUCUGCACCAGGAGGAGGCCGCAGACCGGCUGCAGGUGCUGCAGGAGACACGCAGGCUGCCCAUGACCCAGUGGAAGGCCGACCACGUCCUGGCCUGGCUCGAGUACACCAUGUGCAUGCCUAUGUACUCUAAACACUGUACAGAGAACAUCAAAAGUGGCAAGGUGCUGCUGGGCCUAAGUGACCAUGAACUAGAGUCAGGGCUGGGAAUCACCAACAAUCUACAUCGCAGGAAACUCAGGCUAGCUAUAGAGGAACAUAGGACACCUGAAGCUAGUAAGUACAGUAAAGCCUCCCAGAUGGACCACCGCUGGGUGUCGAGGACCUGGCUGACGGACCUGGGCCUGCCUCAGUACCGCCCGGCGUUCGAGUCCCUCCUGGUGGACGGGCGUGUGCUGGCCACACUCACCCGCAAGGACCUGGAGAAGUACCUCAGCAUUUCCAGGAAGUUCCACCAGGUGUCGCUGCUGCACGGCAUUGACUUCCUACGGAGGGUCAAGUUUGACAAGGAGGCUCUUCAUGAAAGGAGGUUGCAGUGUGAAGACAUAGACUGUGACCCUCUGGUGUGGACCAAUCAAAGGCUCAUCAAAUGGGCACAGAACAUAGACCUGAAGGAGUAUUCAAACAACCUAGCAGAGAGCGGGGUGCACGGAGCGCUGCUGGUGCUGGAGCCGUCAUUCAAUGCCGACGCCAUGGCAACGGCCCUGGGGAUCCCGCCCACCAAAACCAUCAUCAGGAGACACCUGACCACAGAGUUAAACUCACUGGUCAUGCCUGCAAGAGCCACACUCACAGUGAUGGCAGGGAGUCAGGCACACAGUAGGACAACCUGGAGGCAGCGCUGGCGGACAAAAGCGAAACGGGAGUCCCGUGAGGUGGAUGGCAGGGUAACCAUUAGUAGCUCACUGCAGUCGAUCUGGGCGGCGUUAGCAGCAGCGUCCGGCGGAGGUGACAGCAGCACGCGGCCCAAGUCUGCCUCCGUGUUGUCAUCGCGCCCGAGCUCAGCGGGGUCGGUGGGGAGGUCAGGGUUCGGCAGGUCCAACCAUCAGGCAGCUUCAGACGAGGAGAAAAAGGGCAGCUUCAGGAGGAGCUUUAGGGGCUCACUGGGUCGAGCGUUUGGUAAGAAGUAUCGCGAGCAUCAGGCCAGAUCGGCGGUGAUCGAGAGAACGCCGGAGCGGCAGGAGGAGGAACCGCCGCCCGCAGCCACGCCCAAACGGUCGCGCAGCCAGGAGCUCGAGACGACCACUGUAUAGUACAGGGAACUAUGGGAUUGAUCAUGUCAUGUUAGUCUGGAAAUUCAUCUCUGGUGGUAGGCGACUACACUUCAUUUUCAGCAAAGUGGAUUCAGACUUACACAUUUUUGGGGGGAAUUUGCAACUUUUCUCAAUAUGAAUGUGUCACAUUUUUGGAUCUCACACUCAGAUUUGUGAGUGUCUAGAAGUAGUUCAGUUGUUCAUUUUGAGAAGAGUUGGAAAAUUCCAAAUGUAUAUUGUAUCUGAAGUUUGGUCGCUUACCACCAUCAUUUCAUGUUGUCACCACAGAGUGUAGUCAUGUGGAGAAAGAUAAAUUAGUCUUUGAUAGUAACAUUGUAUCACCUACAGAGUAGUCACAUUGACAAGUUUAAAUCUACUGAAUUGUUGUAUCUGGUUCACAUCACCAAACAAACAUGGCUUUUAUUUUGUUGUGACUGUAAGUUCUCAAAAGUGUUACUUUUAUGCAUGUUUCUCUUAGACGUUGAAAAUCAUGGGGACAUUCUCUGCUGCAAAUCGGGAUGGAUACCAUUCCGCAUUUUAUAUUUCAACCACUUUGGCAAAGUGGAAGGCUUACUGUUUUUAACAUGUUGUAAAUUUGUCUGAGUGGUUUUAGACUGUGAUGUAAAAAUGUUGGAAUUUUAUUGUGGCAGAAGCUAUCCAGAUGUUUAUGAUGCAUGCUCAUGCGUCAGUUGAUUUUAAAGCAUUCACAGAUACAUUUGCAUCAGAUGCAAUAAACGAUUACAGCAGCACAAAAAAUUUUAUGUGAUUUUAUCUUCUGGUCACCCCAAAACUGAUGCAAGAGUGAAAAAAAGUUCGGCUGAAAAAAGAGACACAAUUGCACAUGUCAAUGUAUUUUGUAAUGGUUUAGAAUCGGGGACAUUUGAAGUAGAACUGAGUGAGCCACAGGAUUCACAUUGGCAUGUGCAUAAUUUUAACCUACAGAGAUAUGGAGAGUUCCAAACUCAAAAAGUCCAAGUGCCUUAAUAAGGUUACUAAGAAUCAUGUGCAGCCAAAGAGCUUGUAGCUGAUAAAAGAUGCAGUUAAAACUAUGCUGACACUUCACAAAUCAUUGCACUUAUUUUUAAAGGGAAAAAUGAACUAUUGUGCCAGAUGAUUUUAAUAACACUAGUCUGUUGGAAAAAGGGGUUUUUACCUGCUACUGCAGCACGUCGGCAGAAGUACUGCACCUGCGUUAAACCCGUAGUGUAUUGUGCAUAGCAUUUCGGUAGAACGUCUCAUAUAAGGUCGUAUUCGCGCAUAUAAGGUUAACACUCCGUCUGUAGUUUCCAAAUGUUAUGUCGAAAAAGAUAUCUUCUGCAAAAGGCAAAAUUUUGAUACAACGUUGACCAAAAAUCCACCGAAAACCGUGAAAAUACAGGGUUCUGCGCAGGCACAGUACGUUCUGCCGACGUGCUUGCUACUGCUAUCAUGGCUUGUUGGGAGGGGACAUGGUUAGUUACUAUACACUAGUGCUGGCCUUUUGAUUCAUAAAACUUGCUAUGUCACCUAGUUGGAAAGUCCUUGUUUCCAUGCAGUAUUUCUGUUCAGCAGUGUUAUGUUUUAUGCUGGCAUUUUGUGGUCGUGCAUUUCUGAGGCAGAUAAAGCUAUUUGUUGUAUCGAACAACAGUUCAAGUCAUGAUUGGUUUUAAGUAAAUACUGGUAGGACAAGCUUUGUCUUCAGUAUGCAUAUCCUCUGGCAGUAGUACAUGAAUGUCAUAACAAAUUUGCCAAAAUUAUUACACUGUUAAAGUCUCAGAUUACAACCUUGAUAGCACAGUUUAUGAUACACUGAGUCAGUCUUGGACCUAAAAAUGCCCAGAAAUGAAGCCCAACAGAUCCUACUUUUUGUACAUUGAGCAUGGCCCCACAGACCACAGUAUUGUGUCUACACAAGUUGGACUUGUGAAAAUGUGUGUGGUGAAGGAUUAUUCUGCUUCAGGUGUCAUUGUGAUGUACCACUCAUUCUUGCCGCUUUUGCAUGUUGCACCUGCAUUGGCAAGGAGAAUGUUGUAAAGUAUUUCCUUCCUGCAUUUCUGGCUUCAAGUACAAUCUCCCUUUGUAGAUGCAGUUUCAUUGCAUGGAAAGAACACUACAGCUUCUGUGCUUUGUUAAUGUACCACAACUGUGAAGAGGCAUAGCUUGUUACAAUAUUACCAUCAUGAUGGAAUAUUACGGUGUUGUUAGUCUGUGUACCAAGUGUAAAUGUAUGUGAUACCACGAUUCAGCAAGCUACAGAGACUGGAGUAUAGAAAGAUCUGAGACGUUUUUAGACUUGUCCCCAGUUGCAAAACUAAUAGGAAGCUCUAUGUGGAAAGAAUGACAAGUAAAAUUGAUAUGCUUUAUCUAUAGGAUCUAUUUUUAUGACAAACCACGACUAACAGGACUUGUCUAUAAGUAAGGAAACAAAGGGAUCAAGGGUCAAAAAGCAUUGGCCAUUGCUGUACAGAAUUGAUUUGCAAAUGAAUUGUGUGUGAAGUAUAAUAUCAAUUGUUUUGCAUAUUUCUGCAAAUUUUCAUAUUUUUGUACCAUAAUUACAGGGAAUCAGACAUGCUGGUUUGUUAAUCUUGCCGAGGCAGAUUUUAGAGAUUAUGACUUUGGUAGUUGCACUGUGUGGAAGUUUUACUGCUGAUGUUGUUUUUUUUUUCAUUAAUUGUUCAUGUCUGUUCCCAUGAGAUGUAAAAAUUGAUGGCUAAUAAAUUUUGACGUUGAUUCAGAACUCAA
Messenger RNA from Branchiostoma belcheri (Belcher's lancelet), 6340 nucleotides. RefSeq names its product kazrin-like. The record is from RefSeq and is a predicted model, not a curated record. The coding region runs from base 470 to 3619 and encodes 1049 amino acids. Gene Ontology annotation, molecular function: protein binding. The transcript is spliced from 19 exons. NCBI's taxonomy places the organism in Eukaryota, Metazoa, Chordata, Leptocardii, Amphioxiformes, Branchiostomatidae.